AUCUGCUCCGGGCGCCGCUGCUGCCUCCGUCUCAGCCUCGGCCGCACGAGCCCAGUGCCGCCGCACGAGCCCGGCGCCCGGAGCCCGCCUGCCGUCGGCCCGAUCGCCGCGCCGUGCGCAUGGGGCGCGCCCCUGGCGGGGCGGCCGAGGGCCGCUGAGCGCAGGACCGCCCCGCCGAUGCGCCCGGCCCGGGGCGGGGAUCCCCGGCCGCGCGGGGCCCGCGGCUGAGCCCGCGCCCGGCAUGUCCGGCCCGGCCCGCCGCCCGGCGCCCCGGGCCCGCGGCGACGCGUAGCGGAGCGGGAGCAGCGCGGCGGGUCAAGGUCACUGCCCGGCGCGCCAUGGAGGCUGCGAGCCGGCCGGGCCGGCGCUCGCGCGCGCAGCGAGACCGCGGCCGGCGCCGGGAGAGCGCCCGCGCGCACAGCCCGUCGUCGGGCGACGAGCCGGAGCCGGGCCGUGGCAAGGAGAACGCGGGCCUGCGCGGCGCGCCCGCCCGCGCCGCCGCCCCCGCGCCCCGCGCCGCGCGUCCUCCGCGCCGCCGCCGCCGCGAGUCGAGCUCGCAGGAGGAGGAGGUCAUCGACGGCUUCGCCAUCGCCAGCUUCAGCACCCUGGAGGCCCUGGAGAAGGACAUGGCCCUGAAACCUGAGGAGCGGAAGGAGAAGUGGGAACGGCGCCGCAUCAAGAAGCCGCGGGAGCAGGAGCGCUGCCCGGCUGCGGAGCCACGCGAGAGCCAGCAGCCCCCCCAGCCGGGCAGCCCGGGGCAGGACGUGGAGCCUGCCUGCGAGGCGGGCGCCAGGAAGGCCCCGCUGCAGCCGUCCAAGCAGGUGAAGGUGGCCAUGUCCAGAGGGGGCGACCGGAACAGUGACGAGGACAGCAUCCUAGAAGCCACCAGCUCCCAGCGCAGCAGCUCCCGGGACCAGCUCAGUGACAGCUCGGCACAGGCGGUCUCCGGGAGAGGCUACUCCUGUGACAGCGAGAGUGGUGUGGACGACAAGGCCUCCGUGGGCUCUGAGAAGCUCUUCGCCCCAGCAACCAAGAGAGCCUGCUCCACAGGUCCCGGGCGUGGCGAGAAGUUGGAGGCCGAGGCCCCCACGGUGUCAGGCCUUGAGCGCAGCCGUGAGCUCCGUACCGAGUCCUUCCCGCCAGCACCCAGCCCCGUGCCCACCUCUGCACCGCUGGGCCCCCCCCUGGUGAAGAAGGAAGCCCCCACCGCACCCCUCCACACCCCGCAGCCGCCAGCCGCGCCCCCUCAGCCCCACAGCCUGCUCCCAGCACACGUGCCUCCGUCCCUGGGCGCCUUUGCGGGCCCCGGCCAGGCUGCUCCCAGCAGCCUGCACAGCCUCAGCAGGAGCAGCAGUGCGGGCGGUGCCCCCCUGGGCCUGGCAAAGCACGCGUCGCUGUCGCCCCUCGGGCCGGGCCCCCACCUCUCUACCUCACACCUGGCGCUCCGGCCCCAGGCACAGCACCAGCACCACGCGGCCAUGUUCGCCGCACCCCCGACGCUGCCCCCGCCCCCGGCACUGCCCGCCAGCAGCCUGGUCAUCCCAGGACACCCUGCCGACGCCAGCCUGGUGGUCUCGCUCCGCCCGCCAGCCGUGUACUGCCAGCCGCACGCGGGGAUUCUGAUUGAUCACGAGCUGCUCAGGCAAGAGCUGAACACGCGGUUUCUGGUGCAGAGCGCCGAGCGGCCUGGCCUCUCCCUGGGUCCCGGAGCUCUGCUGCGGGCGGAGUUCCACCAGCACCAGCACACGCACCAGCACACGCACACGCACCAGCACACGCACCAACACACAUUCGCCCCCUUCCCCGCAGGGCUGCCCCCGACGCCACCUGCCGCACCCCCGCCGUUUGACAAGUACGUGUCCAAGCUGGACAGCUCCUACUUCCAACAUUCCAGUCUCCUCCCGCCCUUCUCGCCCGCUGUCCCAGGGCUGCCUGCCCUGCUCCCACAGUCCGGCCCCUUUGGGUCUCUGCAGGGAGCUUUUCAACCCAAGACUUCAGACCCGACAGAGGUAGCAGGCCGGACCAGUGCUGUCCACGCCCUCCUGCAGAAAGCCCCCGGGGUGUCAGACCCGUACCGGACGGCCGUCAGGAAGCCAGGAAAGUGGUGUGCGGUCCACGUGCAGAUGGCCUGGCAGAUCUACCACCACCAGCAGAAGACGAAGGUGCAGCUGGACCCGCACAAGCUGGAGGUGGGCUCCAAGCUGGACCUGCUCAGCAGGGCCCCCACCACGGGUGGGUGCCCCGGACUCCACUACGCGCAGGGCCUGGCCCGGCCCCUGUUCUCCAGCACGGGUGUCACCCACCCUGCCACCACCCCGUUCGGAGCCCAUCACGGCAGCUUCCUGCCCCCUGCUCACCUGACAACAGACCCCUUCAGCAGAUCCAGCGCCUUCGGGGGCCUGGGCGGCUUGGGCAGCCACGCCUUCGGGGGCCUGGGCAGCCACACACUGACUCCAGGCAGCAGCGUCUUUGCUUCCAAGGACGGCUCCUCGCUGCACAGCCUUCCCAGCGCCCACGAGGCGUGGAACCGGCUGCAGCGGGCGCCGGCCUCCUUCCCCACACCACCCCCCUGGCCCAAGCCCGUGGAGGCCGAGCGCGUCCCAGCCCUGACCAAGCAGCUGGACAAGGGCCAGGAGGAGCGGGACCUCCUGGAGAAGCCGCGCCUGCUCAGCGGAGCCUCUCCUGCGGCCCCCAGCGGCCUCCCCAUGGCCAGCCUCCUGCUCCGCCCCGGGAUCCCCGGGGAGCGCGAAGCGGAGCCGCGGGUCAAGGAGAGCCGCUCCCCGGCCAGGGAGGACUGUGCCAAGGCGGCGCGCGCGCCCGCGCCCUUGGUGUGCGGCAGGGGCGCGUCCCAGGGCGACGUGAAGGUCAAAGAGGAGCACGGGCAGGACGAGGCGGUCCCCGAGCCCGUGGGGAACGGCCUGCACCCCGCGCCUGGCGCCGCCGAGCGCCCGCGCGCACUGCCCGCGCCCCUGCAGCUGGGCCUGAGCCGCGAGCGCCUGAGCGCGCCGGGCUUCGCGUGGGAGCCGCUGCGCACCGCCUACCGCGGCCUGGAGCUGCCGCGGGCGCCCGGCCCCGCCGCGCUCCCGGAGCCCUCAGAGCGCCCCUACCGCGACCGCGAGCCCCACGACUACAGCCCCGAGCGCCUGCGGGACGCGCGCCGCGAGGAGCCGGAGCGCGCGCGGGCCCCGCACCUGCCGCCCGCGGUUCCCGCCCUGGACGGCGCCGCACCGGGCGCCCUGCACUACCCGCGCCUCGGGCCCGCGGCCGCCGCGCUGCACAGCGGGCUUCUAGCGCGGACGCCGCCGGCCGCGGCCGCGCUGGGCGCGCCGCCCCCGCUGGUGGCCGCGCCCACGCCCCCCGCGCGGAGCCGGACUGCGCCCCUCGGCUUGGGGCCCGGCGAGGCGCGCGACUACUCCCCGGCCCGCAGCGCGCAGGAGGUGGAGGCGCGGUAGUGCGGGCCCCCGGCCCGGAGGCGGUGCGGGCCCUUCGGGUGCCUGCCGCAGACUGGGGCGCCGCUGUGAGAUCGGAAGCUCCCGCCGGCCCGCGCGGCCUGCGGAGUCGGGGGUUCGACACAGCGUUUCUGGGGCG
Oryctolagus cuniculus (rabbit) is the source of this 3588-nucleotide messenger RNA. RefSeq names its product fibrosin like 1 (gene FBRSL1). The record is from RefSeq and is a predicted model, not a curated record. Lineage: Eukaryota; Metazoa; Chordata; Mammalia; Lagomorpha; Leporidae.